Messenger RNA from Boleophthalmus pectinirostris (great blue-spotted mudskipper), 2147 nucleotides. RefSeq names its product zinc finger and SCAN domain-containing protein 5C-like. The transcript is spliced from 3 exons. The coding region runs from base 123 to 1586 and encodes 487 amino acids. Gene Ontology annotation, biological process: regulation of transcription by RNA polymerase II. NCBI's taxonomy places the organism in Eukaryota, Metazoa, Chordata, Actinopteri, Gobiiformes, Gobiidae. Gene Ontology annotation, molecular function: RNA polymerase II cis-regulatory region sequence-specific DNA binding; DNA-binding transcription factor activity. The record is from RefSeq and is a predicted model, not a curated record.
AACACCGAGCGCUUUGUUUACUAAAGACUAAAGACUGAAGACUGAAGCUAAAGGAUGAAGGUAACGGCUGAAUCUGAAGGAGAAAGACUGAAGCUGAAACUGAAGUGAUUCUGUGGCUGAACAUGUCGUCGUUGAACAUGUCGUCGUUGAACAUGUCGUCGUUGAACAUGUCGUCGUUGAACAUGUCGUGUGGAGGUGCGGGUUUGCUGGAGCUUCUGUCCGAGCGGCUGAACGCGGCCGCGGAGCAGAUUUACGCGCUGUUCGACAAAUCAAUAAAAGAAUAUGAAGAAGAACUGAGACGAACCAGAGAAGAAAACCUGAAGAACCAACACCUCCUGGACGCGCUCCUCAAACCGCAGGUCCGAGUCCACAGAACAGUUUCGUCAGAUGUUGAAAUCAACAGAGAAAAGGCGACGGAGACACAGACGGAGACACAGACGGAGACACAGACGGAGACACAGACGGAGACACAGACGGAGACCGAGAGCGUCCUGGAGCCCGAAAAAAGAGACGCUCAGAUUCAAACGGUGACGAGCGAAAUCCGAAUCGUCUGCGUGAAAAGGGAGCCCGUUUUUACACAAGAAGAAGAAACGUCAAAACUAAACGCUCCUGAAACGCCAAACCUGAACCUCCGGCCGGACACGAGCGAAACAACGGGCGAAACGACAAGUGAAAUGACGGCUGAAGGGACGAGCGAAGGGACGAGCGAAGAGACGAGCGAAGAGACGAGCUCUAGCGUGAAGAAGCGGCUCCGGUCUCCCGUCCGACGCUCACCGAGGAAGAGCACGGACGCACGGAACGCCGCUCGCCAGGAGAAACGCAAAAGGAAACAAGAAACUGAACCUCGCGUCAAAAAGAGCAAACGACUGCGCCAAAAGACUGACUAUAACGCCGACGCUCCAGCUCCUCACGCUUCCGCUGCCAACGCCAACGCCGACGUCAAAAAUGCAAAAAACUCUAAAGCCCCGGACACUAAUAAAACUAACGGCGUGAUCCAACAUCCUGACACGACCACAGCUCCUCACGCUUUAUCCAGAGACGCUGAAAACACGAACGCCGCAGCUCCCGGUGUGAACGACGCCGCGGGACAAGGCGCUCCGGUGUUUCUGGUCCUGGACCCGGUGGUUUACCACAAAGUGAAGACGGGAUACAGCUGCAGCGUUUGUGACGUCGUGUUCACCACCAGGCUGAACGUGGAGAAGCACAUGUACGUCCACCGAAACUGGAGGAAACCCAACGUGCGCAAGCUGAAGAAAGACCCCAAGAGCCGCCUGUACACGUGUCCCGUCUGCACCCAGAGCUUCAGGUUUAAGAAGUACCUGAAGAAGCACUUGCAAAGCCACGAGCUCAGGCCUUUCAGGUGUUCCUUCUGCGGGAAGGGCUACACGACGUCCUCGGCCCUGCGCGUGCACCGGAGGAUCCACAUGCAGGACACGCUCUUCACCUGCUCGGUUUGCGGGCGGCGUUUCGUGCGCGAGGAAAAGCUCCAGCUCCACCUCGAGCAACGCCACGACAACAAACUUUUCUUUUCGGAAAAUCUGCAGCAGUGCGAGAAACGGCAGCACGGAGAGAAGAACGGAGUGUGAAGAAGAAGACGAGAGCGAUACGAGUUAUUUCUGUGAGACUUUUUAAACUUGAUCUGUUUUAAACUCGCCACAAGGUUCGACUUUAGACUGAAAAAAAAAGAAUCUCCGUUAGAUUGGAGUUGGGCGAUAUAUCGGUUCCAGUAUUGAUAUGUUCUUUGGUAUCGUCCGAUAUUCUGUCCCGAUUUAUUUUCAUUCUCUUUUUGAACAGAUGAACGAGUUUCUUUGUCUGUACGUGACACAAACUUGGACCUAAUUAUUUGAUUAUUUUAUUUCCCAGAUAAAAACCUGUAGUUAGGUUAACAAAAGGGAAAGUAACAAUCUCAGAUUUUUUUUUUUUGGGGCUCAAAAAGGGAAAAAACUAACAAAACACUUUCAGCCCAUCUCUAAUUUAUAUGUAGAAAGUAGGAACUGGACUUGAAAAGGACCAAACCAAGUCCACAUCAGGACUAAACGGCACUUAAAUUGGGACAAAACCAAGACCAAACCAGGAUAAGAGCCUCAGACCCUCCUCAAACCCUUCUCAGAUCCUCCUCAGAUGUUCCUGAAACUCUUCUCAGAUCC